This is a messenger RNA of Hirsutella rhossiliensis, 1008 nucleotides long. RefSeq lists its product as uncharacterized. Bases 1 to 1008 code for a protein of 335 amino acids. The transcript is spliced from 3 exons. The record is from RefSeq and is a predicted model, not a curated record. Lineage: Eukaryota; Fungi; Ascomycota; Sordariomycetes; Hypocreales; Ophiocordycipitaceae.
AUGCCCGUGACAAUCGACGUUAUUAACCAUCCGGCCGAGAGCUGGCAGCGCUCAAAGGUUGCAACAUCGGAAGAGCUUCUGAAAGAAGUCAGCCCCAAGCAGUAUCGGCGGAGCAAGAUAAUCCUCCAGAGCUCCUUCAGCCGCCACGCACUCCGUGAGAACCACGCCUCGGCCUCUGCAAACGGAUUUGUGUGGUCCGCCUAUAUGGCCUACAGCGAUCAUCACCACCUGGUGAUCCGGCCCGAAGACGUGUGGUUCGCCAUCAUCACACAGCUGAGCUUCUAUAUCAACGCCAAUGCCGAGGCCCUGCGCAGCUUCUUUGUCUCGCACGAGGGCCGCAAGGAACUUGAAGUGGUCGAUACCGGCACCUUGGAACAGGCCGACUUCGGCGCCCUCGCCCAGGCAAUGACGCAGCUCAUCUCCAAGAACGUCAACGACCCCGAGCUCGAUAAGCUGGACCAGCUCGGCGACGAGCCCACGCAGUUUGCCGAGAUGCUGAGGCCGAUCCUACGUCGCAUGGUGCUCUGCUUCAGCCAGCCGUCAAGCACCGACGUCACCGACUUCUGGAACACCAUGAUCACAAGAAUACACCAAGGCAGCGGCAUGCACUAUAUUUCGGGUUGGCUUUCCGUCUUUUGCUUCUGGAAAGAGGCCGGAGCGGCUCGGCGUCGCUCCCAUGAUAACGUUGUGCUCGACGGGCUGUCAUACCCUUACGCUGACAUACAAGAAGUACCCGCUGGGUUCGCCUCCGUGCCGGUCAAUGUCAAUGACCACGGCGAAGUCUACGACAGCACCUUGAUAGCGGGUUCCGUCGGCAUCCUAGCUCGCCCAUCUGCCCCCGGGGUCGCGUCGGAGGGGGGGGCCAUUCAACCGUACUCGGGAUGGUGGAUGUGCGAAAACGAACCUGCCGAGGCGGCCGAGUCCCGCGAGCGGGAGAUGGAGGUGUUACAAGAGCAGUCGCCAUCCUGCAAAAUUACGAGCUUCUCUUUUCUAUAUGCGGGUGCAUAG